GUUCGGUUCGCUACUUUUCCUUUUUAAGUUCCUGGAAAUCAGACGCCUCUCUCUACUUUUCUCUCGGUCUCGGAUAAUCGCUCUCGCCCAAAUCCAAUCCAUCCUUACCUCCGGAUCGUAGCAGGCUGUAUUGCUAGGUUGCCAACAUGCCGGCCACCGCGGGGAGGGUUCGCAUGCCGGCGAACAAUCGGGUGCACAGCAGCGCUGCCCUACAGACCCAUGGCAUAUGGCAGAGCGCGAUUGGGUAUGACCCCUAUGCGCCGAACAAAGAAGAGAAGAAGAAUAAACCUUCUCAGAAAAGCUCCGUCUCUGAGCCUGAGCCUGAGAAUGCCUAUGCUAGUUUCCAGGGUUUACUUGCUCUUGCCCGUAUAACGGGAUCUAAUGCUGAUGAGGCUCGUGGUGCUUGCAAGAAGUGUGGGAGGGUUGGGCAUUUGACAUUCCAGUGUAGGAAUUUUUUGAGUGCUAAGGAUGAGGGGGAAGGCAAGGACCCAGAAGCGAUCCAAGCUGCAGUUUUGUCUGGCUUGGAGAAGUUGAAGGGAGAAAGAGUGAAGGUGAAGGGGAAAAGUGAGAUGGAGAGUGAGGAGAGCAGUGAAGACGAGAGCGAGAGUUCUGAUUCCGAUUAUGACUCUGAGAUGGAGAGGGCUAUAGCAGAGAAAUUCGGAAGAAGGGUUAGUGGUGGUAAGUCGAGGAGUAGUAAGAGUAGGCAGAGGAAUGAUAGUGAUGAGUCGGAUGAUGACGAGUCAGUGGGGAAGUCUAGAAAGAGGGUGAGGAAAGAGAGAGGGAGGUCAAAGAAAAGGAGUAAGAAGAGGGGAAAUAGUGAUUCUGAGGAUGAAGAUGAUGGAAGAAGAAAGAAAAGGAAGGAAAAGAGGAGGAAAAGGGAUGACUCUUCUGAUGAGGAGGAGGAGCGCAGACGAAGAAAGAGGAAGAGUAGGAAGGAGAAGAGGAGGAGGAGGAGUCAUCAUCAUUCAGACGAUGAUUCUUCUGAUGAUUCUGUUGAUCUGCGACAUCAAAGGAGGAGCAGGAAGACAUAUUCAGACUCUGAUUCCGACGUCAGUGCUUCAGAUGAUUCGCGAGAGGGUAGGGGCAAGAAGCGGUCUGAGAAGAAGAGCCGGAAACAUCGCCAUGAAGAGGACUAGCUUCUACCGUAGGUGAUAUAUCUUGUGCUUUUAAGGUUCAUCUAAGCAACUGUUAAGUGUGCCUUAUUCAAUCUUAGUGGACAAUGAAUUAAUUUGGUGCAUUUGCUUUUUUUCAGUUUGAUGUAAUGUAUUAUUUUAAUUGCUUUGUUCUUUUAGUUGUAAGGAUUAUGAUAUUUACUGAGUAUGCUAUGUAUGAUUCAGACAUGUGAUCGGUCCUGUUAA
Messenger RNA from Sesamum indicum (sesame), 1358 nucleotides. RefSeq names its product CAX-interacting protein 4. NCBI's taxonomy places the organism in Eukaryota, Viridiplantae, Streptophyta, Magnoliopsida, Lamiales, Pedaliaceae. The record is from RefSeq and is a predicted model, not a curated record. Gene Ontology annotation, molecular function: nucleic acid binding; zinc ion binding.